UCAGGGUAGACAAGUCCGCCUUGAACCAGAUACCUGAACACAGGCUGAAGUGACCACACGCACUCGGGCAGACCCUCUGUCAGCGGGUUUCCCCUCCUGGGAGUCCAGGAAGGGGAGCUUCAGAGAACUUCAGGCCUUUGCUCAGUUCUCAGCAACACGGGGAAAAUGUUUUUCAGACUCCAAAGACUCACUCCAGGCUACAUCAGAUUACUGCAGACCCAAGCCUACCAUAAUGUGUGUGUGGUGCGUCCGCCUGAGAAGACCAUGCCUGGCAUGGCUAUGCUCUUAGGAGCCGUGGGGAUUGGGAUGUGCGGCUACAGCUGCAGGCAGUUGGCUCUCUACCACAGGCCUUCCAGCCGUGUGCUACAGUGGGUUGGCUCGCACACUGACGCCACCAUGGCGGGCACUGCUGCCCAAAGGACCCCCUUCCUGGAGGCCACCCACAGGGCUGGAGCCUGCCAGGAGAUCUCACCACCCUCCUUUGUUGGCCAGAAGUUUGUUUAAAAUACGAUUCUUGGUCGGGUAUAGAUUGGUCACUACAGGUUGAUUCUCGGUAACCACACUCUUGCAUGUUGAAGAUUGUAGCUAUGCUGGCCCAUUGUGUAAAUGAGGCCCAUGUGCUCUCUGAUGACAUGUGAGUGUGGGUAUCUGAAUGAGUCAACCUGUGUGUUGACAGGAAGUUGGAUGUGAUGUUAGUUUUGUGGAAUCGUGUAGCUUAUGCAAUAUGAGAAAAUAAUGUCUUAAUCUCUAACGGUAGUGUAUCAUUUCCUGUGCAGGCCCAAUGAUUGCGCAAUGUAGUUUGAUUACGUUUAACGUAGAGACAUUGUGUGUUUUUUGGAUGAUGCAAAAAUGGACUAAAGCUUGGCAGUAGUCCUUCAUACACAGAUGGUUUGCAUAAAUCUCUCAGUGACCUCACCUCCCCAAGAACAAGCAACCCAUCCCAUCCCAUGCUGAAGACCUCUGAAGAGAGCAGGUACCAUCAAUGAGCAAAGCCUCUCAAUUGAUCUGGCUAAAACUCUCAAUUAAGGAUAAUGUGGAGGUUGGAAGUCUUCUUUGUAACCCAAUUAGCAACCCAUUGUUAGAGUCUUGAUCAGGAUGAUGGUAAUGAACAGCAGGAAGCGGCAACGUACUUUUGUUUGUACCGAAUUACGUGAUAGUGACAUUCAAUGUAGAGAGCAGAUUCUAAACCUGCAUUCUCUACCGGGAUUAAACCAGGUGGCAAAACACAACACCUUUAAUCUGGUUUAGAGCGUGUCUGUCACUCUUAAGAGAGACAGUCCCUGUGCAUCCAAACAUUGUACCUUUCUCCCUGCAAUGUCCACCAUUUGUCUCACUGCCAUGCAUGGAUUUGGAUGAUGUUGCAUUGGUGUUUCCGUUUGUGUUCACACCAAAAAAUAAAUGAAGUAGCUCAAAAGAGGGGGCGUGCAAUUUGGCGAGGCAUUGAGUGUGGUUGAGAAUGCGUGCUGUGCCUUAGGGAGAGCACAGGGUCUGUCAGACUGAUUCAAAAUGAACAGUUUUACGUAGGCAGGACCACAGACUGCAGCGAUGUGCUUCUUCAGUGCUACACAACGAGGCUUUCCUGGCCUACUAAACUGGACUCAUAACUAGUUGUGACAGGUUGGGAGUUUUUGGAGGGACAAUAACUCGGACACGAAGACCAUAAUCCGAUCAGCACUGGUCGUUGAAAAAUUUGAAAGAGACUACCACCAGUAAACAAAUUUACAAUUGUUGGUCUCCCAGCAACAGGUUCAUCAUAGGGGAAACUGGGCAUGCAUGUAUGUCCUUGCAUUCUAGUCUGGCUGGUUUUGUCGAACGGACACAUUAGCCAACACUCUCCCAGAGGACUGUAGUCUAUAUGGGAUGGGUUGUAAGUUGCGUAAUGGAUCUGGCUGAUUCUGCCCAAUUUAAUUUUUUGUUGGCACUGCAGUGUUUCAUAGUCAGCGUGGAGCUCUGAAUGAAUCUAUUGAUCUCAAUCAUUACAGUUGGGGAGGAGAGACCUUGGGCUGUGCCUCUGCAGCAAACUGCUUCACUCACUACUCGUCUGUUUAUGAGCGAUUACUGUCAAAGAUGUGCACAGAAAAAAUGGAAUACCUAGAAAAUAGACAAUUUAGAGAGUAUUCUCUUCCAGGUUUUCACUAUUUCAAUAUGUAGGUGUCCCUGAAUUGCUAGUAUGUAUAAAGUCUACACAAAGAUGACUUCAGAUGUGCCCAGAUGUGAUGUCAGAAAUUGUGAAGUAAAAAGUAUCCUGCAAACUUCCUGCUCUGCUGUUUCCUGUCAUUCACAUGUUUUAAUAUCUCAAAGUAUGCUUUAGUGUCACUUAUGCCGUACGUACGGAUGAUUGAAAUUGCCUUCCUCUAAGGCCCACGGUGCAGCAAGGUAACACCGUUUUUCCAAAAAGUAAAAUGUAAACAUUUUAACUUUAACAAAAAAAAUCAAGACAAUAAAUAUCUGUCCAUCCAUCUAUUUUCUAUGCCGCUUGGCGUCUUUUGGGUUAUGGUUGCGCUAGAGCUUAUCUCAGCUGACUUCGCGCAAACGACGGGGUACACCCUGGACUCUUUGGGACAACAGAUACAAAUAUAUAUAUAUAUGUAUAUACAGUAUAUACACAAAUAGGUUUGAUUCCCCAGGGACACCUUCCUGGUGAGUUGUUUAGGGAAUGUCACGCGGAAGAAGACUUCAGGGCAGAUCUGGAGGCAUUAUGUUUCACAGCUAGCCUGGGGACGCCUUGGUGUCCUCUCGGUGGAACUGGAAAAGGUGGAAAAGGCAAGCAAAACAUUAUUUGUAUCAACACACUUAUUUGCGAACAAUUGAACUUUUAUUACAGACAACUUCUUAAUCGUGCUAAAUAAGUAAACAAAAGCAAGUAAGCGAGAACUACCAUUGGCUCUCGUUCAAAUCCAUUGGUGUUUUGUCCUCGAAGCCGUGUGUAUAAGUACUUGUUCCCUGAGUUUGUAAACAAAAUAAUAUUUAAAUAUAUAAACUCUAUUGGAACAACACAACAAAAAAAACAUCUUAACCCAACCGGUCGAAACAGAUGGCCGCCCCCAGAGACAGGGUUCUGUUCAAGGUUUCUUCCCCAGAGGGAGUUUUUCCUUGCCUCCAUCGCCAAGUGAUUGCUCGUGUUUCACUUGGUUCUCUAUUUUAAUUUAUGAAUGUGACCUCCAUGUGUAAAGUGCCAUGAGAUAACUGCUGUUGUGAUCUGGCGCUUUAUAAACGAAUUGAAUUGAAAAACACAUGUUUGUGAAAUUAAACAUAGAAGACAACUUAAAAAUACUAAUCUCAUUGAUCCUAUCGAUCUGAUACCAAUACUGUACCCAGGUAUCGAUAACAGCGCUGUUUGGAUACUACUGAAAUUGAAUUAUCAAGUAAAGAGCUUUGGAAUAUCAUGUGUGUAAUGGAUGACUUCAUAAUGGGAACAGUGUGUCAUUAGCAACAGUGUGCGAACAUGUUUUCCUCUUUUAAACCGCAUUUGAACAUCACAGUGACGUCAACCAACGUCUCAGUAAACAUGAGUCAAGAAGCAACGGGUUUCUUUAUUCUUGGGGUGUCAAACUCGUGCCAUAGAGGGUUGAGGCACUGCAGGUUUUCUUUCCAGCCGGUCACUAAAGCAGGUGAUUUUAAUGAUCAGCACCUCCUUCAAUUUUAGAGAAGGCGCUCAACAAUUAAAUCACCUGCUGGAAAAACUGGUUGGAGAGAAAACCUGCAGUGUCUCCACUCAACAUUGACACAUGUGCUUAUUCACCCUCAAGCAGCUCACCCUCGCCCUCUAGUGGCCACUUUUAGCGGUUAUCCUUGCAGGCGGGCACUUAUUGGUUUUGCCUUGUUUUAGCUCGUCGCUUCACUGUCGGGGUUACAGUGGGUGUUUGCGUUAAGAUUUGGAUUGUUUCAAAAAACGUAACGGAAUUAAAAGUGUUUUUAAAGUCGACGUAGUGACUUGGAGAGGACUGAGCGAGGCAUUUACCCCAGGAGGAAGCAAAGUGUUGUGAAGAGUUAACCAAAGUACAACAGACGGAUUUUUUGGAUUAGUUAUCCACUUUCGAGGGUCACCCCCACUGCCACUUUGAUCUGGGCUGAGCAGGGGAGCAGCAAGCACCAGCAGGGCCCGUCAGUGGCCAAAUUUACUGCAGGAUGGGGAACUUUUCGAGCAAGGACAGCCAUGGGCUCACAGGUAACCACUUGGAGAAUUUCCACACUCCUCCUGCCUCCCCACAAAGUGACACACCUGGAUUUGUACCUGGUGUCCCUCAGCUCCUACCUCCCUCAUCAGCUAAAUCUCCCAUUUCAGUUUCAUCUUCACCUCCGGUAUCAGUGUUUACAUCGUCCAGCGUGAAGAGAUCACAGCCAAGUUCUGCCAUUUCUGCACCUGAGUGGAGGCCUCCUCCUUCACGAACCAACUCAAACAGUUCCUCAACUGCUUCAGCAGUCAGUCCAGUGGCCACCAAGGCAGACAGUACGGUAGCAAUGAUAGGACACGUUACUGUGGCAAGGAAUGGGGCUCCUUCUUCUUCUACCCCUCGGUCGGUACCUGUCAACCCAGCAAAUAGUCCAUCUACUCCGUGUAGCUCCUCACCGGUUGUGUGCAGCUCUUCUGGGCCAAAAUGGAGAGAGAGAGACAGCGGCCUGAGUCAGUCUCUGCAUCAGGGUCCAGAGUCUGGAGACAUCCAGGCAAAGGAACUGCAGACACUGCUCGAGGAAUGCCGGACAACUUUGGGGAUCUCCGUCAGUCGGGAUGGGCCCACAAACAUCACAGACAUGCUGAAAUGCCUCCAGGUUGAAGUGAAGAAUUUGAAGAGUACAAUGCAGGUGAGAUGUGCAUGGAGAAUGGCCCAAACUACAGAGCGUACAGAAUGGCUGCAAUUCCAGGCCGACCUUCAGGUAGCCGUGUCAGUAGCCGAUCGUCUCAGGGCCGAGACUGAAGAGGAGCUGACGGCGCUGCGGACAGCUCAUAAAGAUAUGGCGAGGGAACUAGCUGCUGCCCAGCACAGACAGAAGGAGGCUGACAUGCAGCUUCUCACUUUGAGAGGGGAGUUGGAGGAGAGCAGGAAGAGGCUGGCUACUCUAAGUCAGACUGGAGACAAAAUAAAUGUCCAAGAAGGAGAGAAGACCGAACCUCUGAAGAACUGUGAUAUCAGCGAGGGGAGCCAGAGAGAUGGGGAGAGGGUGGUGCACCAGCUGGCGGGCAGCCCGAACGAUGCCAUGAAGAAUGUUGCCAGAGAAGAGUGUGUAGCUGUCACUAAAAGAUACCUGAGAAAUGUGACCAAUGAGGAAAGGAGGGUGGAGGAGGUGCGAUUCGGUGAGACACGAAGAACAGCAACUGCUGAGAGGUCAAGAAGUCUAUCAAGAUUACCAGCUUCCUCAGAUUCUGUCAAAUUACAAAAUGGAACUUCUCAGCCUACCACUGGCACAGCUGAACCUGCAAACAAGAAUUUGGGGCACCUUAGGGGACGUAGAAGUUUGGACCGACAAGACGGCAGGUCCAACAAAGAUACAGGAAAACAAGAGGAGUUUUUAAACAAGUACAACUCAACCCUCAUGGAGCUUCCACCAACCAGGUCUCAGGAUGGUUUCAAUCUGCUCCUGCGUCGCCAUGGAGGCUCGAAGAGGAACUCGCUGCUACGUUGGUGUCAGAGCCAAACACAAGGCUACAAAAAUAUUGACAUCACCAAUUUUAGCAGCAGCUGGGUAGAUGGCCUUGCAUUUUGUGCUGUUUAUCACACCUACCUACCUUCACACAUCCCAUACAGCAGUCUCAGUCCAGAGAACAAGAGGGAGAAUCUCAACCUAGCAUUCAAAACAGGCGAGACUGUUGGGAUUACCCAAUCUUUGACUGUAGAGGAGAUGCUGCGAGCAGGCGGCCCCGACUGGCAAAGGGUCCUGAGCUACGUGGAGAGCAUGUAUCGUCACUUUGAGAUGUGACAUAUGGAUGUAGUCAGUCCAGGCGCAAAGUAGGGACAACUACAGUAUACACUAUAAACAGUCCUAAGAUGAUGGUUCAGUUAGCGCUUGGACCACAGUUGAGCAAACGUUUACGAUGUGCAGCCUUUUGACCUUGAUGUGAAGCAAAUCCUUUCAACAACCAUAACAGAAAUGUGAGUGACUUCAUAGAGAAUGGCUUUUGUCAAAAUGAUUGUGUAGAAUACUGAAGUGGCAUAAUGGCAUAUAUUUAAUACUACGUAUACGCCGUUGUUCAUCCAAGCUGUUCCAGAACACUGGACGGAAUAUUUCCCCAUGUGUCUUAAAAGUACAGACUCUGUGACAAUGAUUUAUACCUCUAUUGGAGUAAUGACCACUAUUCUUGUGACAGAUACCUCUAUACUGUAUCUAUAGAUUUAGUAUAGUAUCUAUAGAGGAUACCUUUAUGUCCAAAAACUAUUCAUACGCUGGCCAAUUUUUUAUUUUCAUUUUAUGCUGAAUGAAUAUCUUUCCAUUCAACAUUAAUAACAAAAAACUGAACUCAAAAUUUGGGCGGGUGACAAAUAAUUUCAAGAGCAGUUCAUAUGCAUAAGGCCACAUUAUAUAGUAUAAUAUCCAUCCAUCCAUCCAUCUUCUAUGCCGCUUAUUCUCACUAGGGUCGCGGGCAUGCCGGAGCCUAUCCCAGCUGACUUCGGGCGAGAGGCGGGGUACACCCUGGACUGGGUGCCAGCCAAUUGGAGGGCAAUACAGUAUAAUUGAUAGCAUUUUCAUAAUAAUCAUUUUAGGAGCUCGUUGUGUUCUGUUCACGGCUCUACACCCAUUUAUUAUAUUUGCAGUUAAUUGUUUAAACUACUUACGCAGUAAUGUACUCUAAGAUCAAAUCCUGCAGAGCAACACUGUUUGUAAACUCUAAGGUUCUUGAAUCACACUUGUAGUAAAGCUCUUGAUGGGCCAUAAUGUAUUCGAAGUGAACACUAACAGUGUAGAUAAUUUAAAGUAUAUUAUACAUGUGUUGUAAAUGUCUCCACACUGGUACUGAACUCACACACCAAGUACUGUAUUUCAUCAGCUUUUACCGAACGUGCUUUUUUUUUUUGGUCUGCACGUGUGUGUUUUUAUCAUUUAACACAUGUAUAGUUUAGCAAUCUCCUAAUAUGCACUUAUCCCAGCACUUUGUCUGUUUAAGAAUGUAUUGUGAAUAUUGAAGAAUGGCUGUGGUCAUCCAUGCAUUUAUUCGGUUGCAAGAGCAGUGAAUUUAAGGAUCCAGGCCUGCCUGGCAGUGAUCACAAUGUGAAUGCGGCUUCAUUGAAAAUUGACGGUGUUAAAUACUCCAGGAGGCUGCACAGGCUUGCUCAUCCAUUACAUUAAUAGUGCCACAACAAAUGCCUUUCUUAGACAUGCUUCGAAUGGACUUUGUACUCUUGGUUAUACAGUAUGUACACGCCAAAUAUUUGACAAACAUUUCUUGUAAAACAUGUUAAUAUGUAACUAGUGUUAAUACCAAAGGAAUAAAAUGUUUAUCAAUAAUAAUAAUAAAGCUUGACUUGUUUCCAGUAUUUAAGAAAAAAGAGCAGCAUGAUAAGAAAAAAAAACUACACUCACUGGCCACAACUGUCAGCACAAUUAAACAGGCAUUUAAAGAAAUGGAUGUACCCACCGCUGUGGUCAAUGAAGUACAGUACGUGUGUUCAGACAGGUUUUACAUAACAGUUUAAGUCUCAUCUCACUGGGUGGACGGCGUAGAAUUGUUUUGAUGUUGCGUUAGCCUGCACUGUGCUACCACCUAGUGGUAAGACCGAGUAACCACAAAUUCAAACUGCUCAUGUACUUGUACUUUACUGUAUAUUACAGUUUUACCUUUUCUAUACAGAAAAUACACUAUCUCUUGGGCAAAAUCGAAGAAAAAAAACGUGUACUGCAUUUCUUUUAAAUCUCAAAGCAAUCUCGUCAAACCAAGAAAGACAAAGUCUUAAAACCAGUCGGGUCAAAUUUCAAGAUGAAGCUAAAAUGCACUUAAUUUGACAUGCACUUAACUUCUGAAUGCACAUGUCCAGUUGUUCAAUGUUGCAGUACUUUUUAAAUUCACAACAGGUGAGUGAUUCAUGAAUCCAUCCAUCCGUCUUCUAUGCCGCUUAUCCUCGCGGGGGUACGCUGAAACCCAUCCCAGCUGACUUCAGGCGAGGCGGGGUACACUGGUCGUCAGUCAAUCACAGGGCACAUAUCGGCAAACAACCAUUCACACUUCAGCAUCCUGUUCGUAGCAAUGGCAGGGUGCUGUUGAUUGUUACGUUGCGUCUUGGUCUCAUGACGUCAAAAUGUGAACCGCAUGAUGAAGAGGAUGUUUUACGUAGCAAUUCCAGUUGAACCAGAACAUUUAUUGGUUGAUUCAUGAGUCACACGUGAGAUCCAUGAAUCAACCUGUUGUGAAUGUUGCUGUUCAGUUCCUUGUUAGGGGAGAGCAAGUUGUGCAAAAAGAAACUUUGAGUUGGACAUAGGCAUUCAAAAGUUUAGUCCAAGUGUCAAGGGUGCGUUUUAGGUUCAUUUCUUCAACAUUUCACCCGAAAGACGUUCGGGUGAAAGUUUUUGUGAGUUGUAUACAUUUGAACGUAAAUUUUGAUCGUGUGGGGAUUAGAGAAAAUUAAACCUAAUUUCAAACAAGCCAAUUCUCUCUUUUUUUUUCUUUUUUAUAAUUGAAAAUGCUCAUUGUAUAAUCAUUCCACCCUGGGAAGAGAACAGUUCAAAUUAAUUAUUAAAAGCC
Molecule: messenger RNA, 8671 nt
Organism: Dunckerocampus dactyliophorus (ringed pipefish)
Lineage: Eukaryota; Metazoa; Chordata; Actinopteri; Syngnathiformes; Syngnathidae
Product: cytospin-A
Exons: 13
Coding region: 4129-5916 (595 amino acids)
Molecular function (GO): protein binding
Source: RefSeq, a predicted model, not a curated record